UGCUAAGAGAGAGGCGGGCGGGGCAGAACGAGCCUCGUGGCUGCCGCCUGAUUGGCUGAAGAGCCCGGCCCCAGGUUAUAAGAGCCGCCGGCCGCGGGCGCCGGGCGCUGCCUAGCCUGGGAGCCUGCCCGCGCUGCCCGGAGAUUGCCGAAGCGCCAUGCGGCGCGCCAGCCGAGACUACACCAAGUACCAGCGCGGCUCCGAGGAGCUGGGCGGCAGCGCCCCCCAAGAGGGCUCGCAGCAGCAGCCGCAGUCGGUGCCGCCGCCUCAUCCGCACCCGCCGCCGCCUCUAGCCUCCGCCAGGGCCCUGCUGGUCCCGCUGGUGCUGCUCGGGCUGGGGCAGGUGGUCUGCAGCGUCGCGUUGUUCUUCUGCUUCAGAGCCCAGAUGGACCCUAACAGAAUUACAAAAGAAGACACUCGCUGUUUCACAGCACUUUUAAGACUUCAAGAAAGCACAGAUUUGCAAGAGACAACACUGGAAAAUCAGGAAGCAAAAUUAAUCUCCGAAUCAUGCUGGAGAAUAAAACAGGCUUUGCAAGGAGUUAUGCAGACGGAGAUACAGCGCAUCAUUGCUGGAAGAGAGCCACCAAGAUCAGGAAAAGCUAUAAUGGAAGCACCAUGGUUUGAUCUGUCCAAGAGAAACAAACCUGAGAAGCAGCCCUUUGCACAUCUCAUUAUUGAUGAUAAAAAUAUUCCAGCUGGCACACGCAAAGUGAACCUUACAUCCUGGCAUCAUGACAAAGGGCAGGCAAACUUAUCGAAUAUGACCUUUCGUGAUGGAAAACUAAUAGUCAAUCAAGAUGGGUUUUACUACUUGUAUGCCAACAUUUGUUUUAGACACCAUGAAACUUCAGGAGACCUAACUAGAAGAGGGCUUCAGCUGAUGGUGUACAUGAGUAAAACAAACCUUAAAAUAAGACGCUCUGAUGUCCUAAUGAAGGGAGGAAGCACCAAAUAUUGGUCAGGAAAUUCAGAAUUUCAUUUUUAUUCUGUAAACAUAGGAGGAUUUUUUAAACUAAAGUCUGGAGAAGUAAUAAGUAUCCAGGUAUCAAACCCAUCAUUACUGGAUUCAUCUCAAGAAGCAACUUAUUUUGGGGCAUUUAAAGUAAGGGAUCUAGACUGAGUCUUGAUAUUGCUUGUAAAUUAAUAUGUAUUUUUUAGGACUUUUUUUAAGUUUGAUGGUUAUAUAGCUGGGCCAGAGACUACUGGGAGACAUGAUUGAAAAAAAUCUUUAGGGCCCAGUUGCAGUAACUGUAGGCAGAAUAUAACUCUUCAGGUUGAAUUUUGCCCUAGGAUUGCUUCAGAGGGAUCCCCAGAAAAACAUAUUAGGGUAAAAUUACACAAUGGGCCUGAUUCUGAUCUUACACCAGUUUCAUACCUGUGUAACUCUACUGGCUCCACUGAUUUUACACUGAUGUAACUGAAAUCCAAAUCUGGCCUGAUGUUCUUGCGUCUUUGAACUGCUAGUUCUAAAUUCCACCCUGACUGACAUGUUGUUACCCUAUUGACUUCAGUGUAAAUAUGGGAUGGAGCAGAAUGUGGCCAUAGAAUUCAUUAAGGGCUCAGUCUUACAAGGUGCUGAGUGCUCUGUCCCUGAUCUAGCAAAAUAAUUGAGUUUGUUGUAAACUUAAGUAUGUAACUAGUCCCAUUUAAGCGAGUGGGGCUAUGCAGAUACUUAAAGUGAAGCAUGUGCUUGCUUGCUUUUUGUUGAAUUGGGGCUAGAGUGGUCAAUCCUUACAGGAAUGACCCCUAUUCACACCAUAUGUGUUGUAGCUAAUCAGGUACUACAUUUGGAUUAUUUAGAAAGGGCUCUUUUAGGGGAUCUGACUUUACAGUUUACUUGCAGUUAUAGAUGACUAAUUGCAAGUCUGAUUAACUAUCAUUGCACAUCCAAUUACAUAUGAAGAAAUCUGAAGUGUUAAAUUCCUUUGAACUGUUACAUUGUGCCAGAACCUGCAAAUACUUUUUUAAGAGGCAAAAUAUGUAUUUUUAUAGUCUGUAAUAUCUAAAGUUAUAUUUCAGAUGUAAUGUUUUGUGCAAAAAAAUUGUAAAUUAUAUUUGUCCUAUAGUGUUUGAUACAAAAUAUUUAAAAUCUCUUGCUGUUGUAUAUUUAAUGUUUUUAAACUGUUUUUAAUGUAUGUUUAACUGGUGCACUUUGUUAAUCCCAAUGGGAAAAUUGCAGCUAAAAGAUUGUUUGCAAUUAGCAAAUGUAAUAUAUUCUUUCUUUUUAACUUAAUAGAUUUCUGUUAAACUUUUCAGUAUUAUAGAAAAUCAAACUGUCAUGAAUAAUUAGACCAGAAGGUUGGUCACCAGAUCUCUUCCAAACCGGGAAGGUAAAAAGAGUACAUAAUGGGACAUAGAAAUCUGUCAAGAGUAUUUAUGUAAUUAUUGAACAUGCAUUUUUUCCUACAGCAAAUUGUAAAUCCUGUAGUAGAAUUUUUGUAUAAUACCAAACAUGUUUUUACACCUCCUCAGAGGUUUAUUUACUGAAGCAACCAAGCUGAAUUCAGUAGCAAUUAUUUUAUAUUG
Messenger RNA from Chrysemys picta bellii (western painted turtle), 2529 nucleotides. RefSeq names its product TNF superfamily member 11 (gene TNFSF11). Lineage: Eukaryota; Metazoa; Chordata; Testudines; Emydidae. The record is from RefSeq and is a predicted model, not a curated record. Gene Ontology annotation, cellular component: membrane. Gene Ontology annotation, biological process: immune response. Gene Ontology annotation, molecular function: tumor necrosis factor receptor binding.